AAACAACUCCUCCGCGGUAAAACAAUUAACGCCACCAAUACUGCCAACACAUUUGCUCCAGCCGCUGGUGUCGUGAAAGAAGCCUACCCCGCUUCCGCCGCGAACUUCUACGCCGAGGGAGAUCCACAAGUAUCACAACGGAAUCGAAAUCUGCCAUCGCCGGAAGACUUCCGAACCGACAUUUCGCUCCAGAUCGGCGUCGCCGGAGGCCGCUGAGGCAAAAAGGGGGUUUGGGGCCACAUACUCCAAAUUGAGUGGCCAAGUUGGAAUUUUGAUGACUUUAUUGUUCAUGUAGCUGGACUCUGAUGAUAUACAAAUUAGAUCAGAAAGCAUUUGUACUUUUCCACUGUCAACUAUAAUAUUUUAUGAAUGGAAGAAGAGGAUCCUAAAGAGCAUGCUAAAAGCCCUGAUGAAGGGAUUGGAUCACAUGGAGAAGGCCAUGAAGGAGGAGGAGUUGAGCCUGAAGUCACAGUGUUCGAUCACGUGACUGAGCAUGCUUCACUGCAAGAUCAACAUAAAAGUUUGCCUGAAUCAAAUGAUGAUGUUAACGUUCCCCCUGGGCUUAGUUCUCAUGCAGUUCUUGAGAUACCUCAUGACCAUAUUUCAUGUCCUGAGCCUAAUAUGUCAUCUAUUUCCAUUGAUGAUGCAAGACAAUCAUACACUUUGGAUAGCAUUGGUUCGUAUGAGGAUACUGAAUAUGUCCCUGCUGACUCACCACAAAGGCCCAAACUGAAACAGGUUACUUCAAAUGUCUCUCCAGAGCUCUUGCAUUUAGUAGAUUCUGCUAUAAUGGGAAAGCCUGAAAGCUUGGAUGAACUGAAGAGCAUUGUGAGUGGUGCCCAGACUUUUGGAAAUGGGGAGGACGUUGACACUAUUGCCUUCUUGGUAGUUGAUUCACUUCUUGGUACAAUGGGUGGUGUUGAGUCUUUUGAGGAGGAUGGAGAUAAUAAUCCACCAAGUGUGAUGUUGAACUCUAGAGCUGCAAUUGUGGCUGGUGAGCUCAUUCCUUGGUUGUCUCCUAUAGGGGAUAUUGCAGGUCUUAUGUCUCCUAGAACCCGGAUGGUUAGAGGGUUGCUUGCUAUUUUGCGUGCUUGCACCCGAAACCGAGCAAUGUGCUCCACAGCUGGUUUAUUAAGUGUCUUGCUGCAGUCAGCCAAGAAGCUUUUUCUUAUGGAUGACACUAAAAACAAUCAAACAAAAUGGGACGGAACCCCUUUGUGUUAUUGCAUUCAGCACUUAGCUGGACAUUCUCUUACAGCAAGGGACCUGCAUAGAUGGUUUGAAGUGAUCUCAAGUACUGUUACUACUAAAUGGGCCUCACACUUGAUGCUUUCUUUGGAGAAGGCCAUAGAUGGAAAAGAGUCGAAGGGUCCAUCUUGUACCUUUGAAUUUGAUGGGGAAAGUUCUGGCUUACUUGGUCCUGGGGAGAGUCGCUGGCCUUUCACAAAUGGCUAUGCAUUUGCAACAUGGAUCUACAUAGAAUCGUUUGCUGACACGUUGAACACUGCUACUGUUGCUGCUGCAAUUGCUGCAGCCGCCGCUGCUACAUCAGGGAAAUCUUCUGCUAUGUCCGCUGCCGCUGCUGCAAGUGCAUUAGCUGGUGAAGGCACAGCCCACAUGCCAAGAUUAUUCAGCUUCUUAUCUGCUGAUAAUCAAGGGAUGGAAGCAUACUUCCAUGCACAGUUCUUGGUGGUUGAAUGUGGUAGUGGGAAAGGAAAGAAAGCUUCUUUACACUUCACUCAUGCAUUUAAGCCACAGUGCUGGUAUUUCGUUGGCCUUGAGCACUCAUAUAGGCAAGGGCUUCUUGGAAAAGCUGAGAGUGAGUUAAGGUUAUAUAUAGAUGGUUCCUUGUAUGAAAGCCGCCCAUUUGAAUUUCCAGGAAUCUCUAGACCGCUUUCAUUUUGUUGCAUUGGUACUAAUCCUCCUCCAACCAUGGCUGGGUUACAAAGGCGGCGGCGCCAGUGCCCUCUAUUUGCAGAAAUGGGUCCUAUAUAUAUUUUCAAAGAACCAAUUGGACCAGAUAGGAUGGCACGUUUGUGUGCGAGAGGUGGGGAUGUGCUUCCUUCUUUUGGUCAUGCAUUUGCAUCAACUUGGCUAGCAACAAAUGACUAUGUACGAAGAGUUUCCGAAGAAAGUGCUCUUUUAGAUGCAGAAAUUGGCGGUAGCCUUCAUCUCCUUUAUCAUCCUAGCUUGCUUAGUGGGCGAUAUUGCCCAGAUGCUUCUCCAAAUGGCGUAACAGGCCUACAUCGAAGGCUUGCAGAAGUUCUUGGACAAGUUCAUGUUGCUACAAGGAUGCGUCCUGCUGAAUCCAUAUGGGCUUUGGCUUAUGGAGGCCCGAUGUCAUUGCUUCCUCUGGCAAUAAGCAAUAUGCAUGAGAGUACCUUGGAACCUCAACAAGGCGAGCUUUCUUUAUCGUUGGCAACCGCUGCUCUGGCUGCUCCUAUUUUUAGAAUUAUCUCUAUGGCCAUUCAGUAUCCUGGGAAUAAUGAGGAAUUAAGUCGCAGAAGUGGGCCGGAAAUAUUGUCAAAAAUUUUGACCUACCUUUUGCAAACUUUAUCUUCACUUGAUGUUGGGAAGUGUGACGGAGUUGUAGAUGAGGAACUUGUUGCAGCUGUUGUCUCUUUAUGUCAAUCACAGAAGCAUUAUCACACACUCAAGGCACAACUUUUUAGUACAUUGCUACUGGAUCUGAAGAUAUGGAGCUUAUGCAGCUAUGGCUUACAGAAAAAGCUGCUAUCCUCCCUUGCAGACAUGGUCUUCACGGAGUCAUCUGUUAUGCGUGACUCUAAUGCUAUUCAGAUGCUUCUUGAUGGCUGCAGGAAAUGCUAUUGGACUAUUCGUGAAAGUGACUCUGUAAAUACAUUCUCCAUAUAUGGGGAAACACGCCCUGGUGGUGAAAUCAAUGCUUUAGUUGAUGAACUCUUGGUUAUUAUUGAACUUCUAGUUGUGGCUGCUCCACCAUCAUUAGCCACAGAUGAUAUAAAUUGCUUGCUUGGUUUCUUGGUUGACUGUCCUCAGCCAAACCAGGUUGCGCGCGUCUUGCAUCUCAUUUACAGGCUAGUGGUACAACCAAAUUCAUCGCGAGCUCAAACCUUUGCUGAAGCAUUCCUGUCUUGUGGUGGCAUAGAUACACUCCUUGUCCUAUUGCAGCGAGAAGCAAAAGCAGGAGAGAACGAUGAUCUAGAUUACCACUCAGAUCAGAAUGAUAAUCUUGUCUCAACCCAGGGAACAGAACUAGACAGUGAAAGUCGGGGGUCGGAAGGUACUCGAGCUGAUGAAAUUGGUGGUGCAAUGGAAAGUGAAAAAAGUUUACUUGAAAGAACAUAUGAACACACAUCUAUUAGCAGUGCAGGUGCUUCUGCUAGGCCUGGCAUCAGAAAGACACAUUCAUUAUCUGAUAAUGCUUUUGUGAAGAAUUUGGGUGGAAUAAGUUAUUCAAUAAGUGCAGAAAAUGCACGGAAUAAUGUUUACAACAUUGAUAGAAGAGAUGGUAUCGUUUUAGGGAUUAUCAACCUCUUAGGCACUUUAGUGUCGUCAGGAUAUCUUAAAUUUGGUAUGCAUGAGCAUACAGAUGUAACAAAUAACUCACCAGGUUUGUUCGAGGGAGGCGGCACUAUGUUUGACGAUAAGGUUUCUCUUUUACUUUUUGCUUUACAAAAAACUUUCCAAGCAGCACCAAACAGGCUUCUGAGCGGAAGAGUAUACAGAGCUUUAUUGGGUGCCUCGAUGAAUGCUUCAUCAACUGAUGAGGGAUCAAACUUUUAUGACUCUGGACAUCGCUUUGAGCAUGUACAACUUUUGUUGGUUCUCUUACGCUCACUUCCAUAUGCCGCAAAGGCAUUGCAAUGCCGAGCACUGCAGGAUCUUUUGAUUUUGGCUUGCAGUCAUCCUGAAAAUAGAAACACACUGAUUAAGAUGGGGGAAUGGCCUGAAUGGAUUUUGGAGAUUUUUAUAUCAAACUAUGAGACCGGGGCAGGUAGAAGUGCUGAUUCAUCUAGCUUGAGGGAUGUAGAUGAUGCCAUACACAAUUUUUUGAUAAUCAACUUAGAGCACUCAAUGCGCCAGAAGGAUGGAUGGCAGGAUAUUGAAGCUACAGUUCAUUGUGCUGAAUGGCUUUCUAUGGUGGGCAGUUCUAGCACUGGUGAUCAAAGAAUCAGGCGAGAAGAAUCAUUACCGAUUUUCAAAAGAAGGCUGCUGGGUGGCUUGCUGGAUUUUGCUGCGAGGGAAUUGCAGGUUCAGAGUCAAGCAAUUGCUACAGCAGCUGCUGGUGUAGCGGCAGAAGGGCUGUCACCCAGGGGUGCAAAAAUAGGAGCUGAAAAUGCUGCUCAACUUUCAGUUAUCUUGGUUGAGAAUGCAAUUGUGAUUUUGAUGCUUGUUGAAGAUCAUUUAAGGCUGCAAAGCAAAAUUUACAGUGCUUCACGUUUUCCUGCUGUUUCUGUUUCUCCCCUUUCAAUUGUUAUGCCUGUUGGUGAUCAAUCUACAAGAGCAUCGGGUAGUGACAUCGGUGGGCUCUCAAUUGAUGUUCUUGCUUCAAUGGCUGAUGCAAAUGGCCAAAUUUCUGCAUCCAUGAUGGAAAGACUUACUGCAGCAGCUGCUUCUGAACCUUAUCAAUCAGUUUCUUGUGCAUUUGUAUCAUAUGGAAGUUGUGCUGUAGAUUUGGCCGAGGGAUGGAAAUACAGGAGUCGCUUAUGGUAUGGAGUGGGUUUACCCUCAAAUGCCCCACACUUUGGUGGAGGUGGCAGUGGUUGGGAUGCUUGGAAUUCUGCAUUGGAAAAGGACUCAAAUGGAUCUUGGGUUGAACUCCAAUUAAUUAAAAAGUCUGUUGUGAUGCUUGAAACUCUGUUAUUAAAUGAGUCCAGAAUAGGUGGUGGUCUUGGUAUUGGAGGAGGAUCAGGUACUGGAAUGGGAGGCAUGACAGCAUUAUACCACAUGUUAGACAGUGAUCAACCAUUUUUAUGUAUGUUGCGAAUGGUACUUGUUUCAUUGAGGGAAGAAGAUGAUGGUAGUGAUAAUAUGCCUAGGAGUGGCAUGGGUUCAGAAUCUUCAUCAGAGGCAGUAGGUGGACAGACUAUCAAUAUGGCAAUGCUAGACAGCAGUACAUGUAUUUCAUCAAAAAAACCGCGAUCUUCAUUGUUGUGGAGUGUUCUUUCUCCUGUUCUGAAUAUGCCAGUUUCUGAGUCCAAGAGGCAGAGAGUGUUGGUUGCGUCUUGUAUUCUGUACUCUGAGGUGUGGCAUGCUGUUGCUAGAGACCGAGUUCCUCUACGAAAACAAUAUCUUGAGGCUAUUUUGCCUCCAUUUGUUGCCAUUUUAAGGAGAUGGAGACCCCUUCUGGCUAGAAUUCAUGAACUUGCUACAUCAGAUGGUCUGAAUCCUCUUGCUGUUGAUGAUCGUGCACUGGCUGCAGAUGCCUUGCCAAUUGAGGCUGCUCUUGCAAUGGUGUCCCCGAGCUGGGCUGCUGCUUUCGCAUCACCACCUGCUGCUUUGGCUUUGGCAAUGAUGGCUGCUGGUGCUGGUGGAGGUGAAAUUACUCCCCCCACAACAACUCCACAACUGAGACGCGAUUCCUCUUUACUUGAGAGAAAACCAGCCAAACUGCAUACCUUCUCGAGCUUCCAAAAUUCUUUGGAAGCUCCUAAUAAAUCUGUGUCUGUUCCGAGGGACAAGGCUGCAGCAAAAGCAGCAGCGCUUGCUGUUGCACGAGAUCUUGAGCGCAAUGCAAAGAUUGGGUCAGGAAGAGGUCUCACUGCAGUGGCGAUGGCUACCUCUGCACAGCGACGAAGUCAGAGUGACAUGGAGCGUGUAAAGAGAUGGAAUGUUUCAGAAGCUAUGGGAGUUGCCUGGAUGGAAUGCUUGCAGGAAGGGGAUACAAAAUCAGUCUAUGGGAAAGACUUUAAUGCCUUAUCCUACAAAUUCAUUGCCGUCCUUGUUGGAAGUUUAGCUUUAGCAAGAAAUAUGCAACGAUCCGAAGUUGAGAGGCGCAGACAAGUUGAUGUAAUAGCACAACAUCGCUUGUACCGUGGAAAAUGUGAAUGGCGAAAGCUUGUCCACAGCUUGAUAGAGACCAAUUGCCUGUUUGCUCCAUCUGGUCUUCAUCUAUACAGCACUCAACAUGUUUACUGGAAGCUGGAUAAUAUGGAAACCUCUUCAAGAAUGAGAAGAUUCUUAAGAAGAAACUACCGAGGCUCGGAUCAUUAUGGAGCUGCGGCAGAUUUUGAUGAUCAGGAUCCUAGGUUAGGGAAAGUUAAUGCUAUCACUCCUUCUAAAGCUUCCCUUUUAGUGGCAGAAGCUAUCUCGAUGGAGGAUGUGCUUGAGGAUGACGAGCAGGAGACCUCAAAUCCAGAGUGUAUAGUAGAUGACACUCAACACCAUGGAGAUACUAAGAAGAGACCAUCUGGAACUGCUGACCAGUCUCUGCAGACAUCUAAAGAAUCUGAGAAUAUACUGCUUGCAGCAGAUCCAGACCCACUGACAGUACAUAGCCCUACCGCAGUUGCUGUGGGGUAUGUUCCUAGUGAAGAUGAUGGAAGAAUUGUCCUUGAGCUUCCAUCAUCAAUGGUCAGGCCAUUGAAGGUUUUGAGAGGAAUGCUUCAAAUAACUACAAGAAGAAUCAAUUUUAUUAUUGAUAAUAAUGCUGAGAACAGUGAUGCUGUCAAUGGGCAUGACUGCGCACUGGAAAACAGGGUCCAAGAAAAGGAUCGAAGCUGGCCAAUCUCUUCCCUUCAUCACAUAUAUAGCAGAAGGUAUUUGUUGAGGAGAAGUGCAUUGGAAUUAUUUAUGGUGGACCGAUCAAAUUUCUUCUUUGAUCUUGGGAGUGCUGAGGCAAGAAGAAAUGCAUAUCGAGCAAUUGUACAAACUCGCCCUCCUCAUUUGAACAACAUUUACCUGGCAACUCAGAGACCUGAACAACUUUUGAAAAGAACUCAACUCAUGGAACGUUGGGCUAGGUGGGAGAUUAGCAACUUUGAAUAUCUAAUGCAACUAAACACACUGUCAGGGCGUAGUUAUAAUGACAUUACACAGUAUCCUGUUUUCCCUUGGAUUAUAUCUGAUUACAGUUCAAGCAGCUUGGAUCUUGACAAUCCUUCUUGUUACCGUGACCUCUCAAAGCCUGUUGGCGCGCUAAAUGCUGACAGACUGGAGAAGUUUAAGGAAAGGUACUCUAGUUUUGAUGAUCCAGUCAUACCGAAAUUCCACUAUGGUUCACACUAUUCCACCGCUGGAACAGUUAUGUAUUAUCUCGUUAGAUUGGAACCCUUUACUACUUUAUCAAUUCAGCUACAAGGUGGAAAAUUUGAUCACGCGGACAGAAUGUUUUCAGAUAUUGCUGCUACCUGGAAAGGAGUUCUUGAGGAAAUGAGUGAUGUGAAAGAGUUGGUUCCAGAGCUGUUUUAUCUUCCGGAGUCACUCACCAAUGCGAACUCUAUUGAUUUUGGCACAACACAAUUAGGAGAAAAGAUUGGCUCUGUUCGGCUUCCGCCUUGGGCUGAAAAUCCUGUUGAUUUCAUUCAUAAGCAUCGGAUGGCACUUGAGAGUGAGCAUGUCUCAGCACAUUUGCAUGAGUGGAUCGAUCUAAUUUUUGGGUAUAAACAACGAGGAAAAGAAGCUAUAUUGGCCAAUAAUGUUUUCUUUUAUAUUACUUAUGAAGGGACUGUGGACAUUGACAAAAUCUCAGAUCAAGUCCAACAACGGGCUACACAAGAUCAGAUUGCUUAUUUUGGACAAACACCAUCACAGUUGCUAACGGUUCCUCACAUUAAAAGGAUGCCGCUAAAAGAUGUUCUUCACCUACAGACUAUCUUCCGGAACCCCACUGAUGUUAAGCCGUAUACUGUUCCUUACCCUGAGCACUGCAACCUACCUGCUGCUGCAAUGUAUGCAUCUUCAGAUUCUCUUGUAAUUGUUGAUUCAUGUGCUCCAGCUGCACACAUAGCACAACAUAAAUGGCAGUCGAAUACACCUGAUGGCCAAGGCACCCCUUUUCUCUUUCAACACGGAAAACCUAUUGUCGGUUCUGCUGGUGGAACAUUGAUGCGCAUGUUUAAGGGGCCUAGUGGCUCUGGGUCAGAAGAGUGGCAUUUUCCACAAUCGAUCACAUUUCCAGCUUCUGGAAUCAAAAGCUCAGCAAUAGUAUCCAUAAUCAGUGAUAAGGAAAUUAUCACGGGUGGGCAUGUUGAUAACAGUAUCAGACUGAUAUCAGCAGAUACAGCAAAAACUUUGGAAAUAGCUAGAGGACACUGUGCUCCAGUGACAUGCCUGGCCACUUCUCCUGAUAGCAACUAUCUUGUUACGGGCUCUCGUGAUUCGGUAGUUCUACUAUGGAGAAUACAUAAUGUUUCAGCUUCCCACACAUCUAAUGUAUCAUCAGACUCCUCCACUUCCUCUAGCACACCAACUGGCAAUAUGACAGUAAGAAACUAUAUGGAGAGGAGGCAUCGGAUUGAGGGUCCCAUUCAUGUGCUAAGGGGCCACCUAGGAGAAAUAUCAUGUUGUUAUGCCAAUUCCGAUCUUGGAAUUGCUAUUUCGUGUUCCAACUCAUCAGACGUCUUGUUGCAUUCAAUCAGAAGGGGGAGACUAAUUAGGAAGCUAGUUGGUGUGGAAGCUCAUAUUGUUUGUCUAUCGUCUGAUGGAGUAAUAAUUGCGUGGAACAAAGAUUUUAAGACUCUUAGCACCUUCACUCUUAAUGGAAUUCUUAUCGCUAGGACGUAUUUCCCCGUCUCCUCAGAUGUUGGUUGCAUGGAUGUUUCUGCCGAUGGACAAAAGGCUAUAAUUGGGUUGAACCCAUCUUUGGAUUAUGACAAGUUCUCUGACAGUAACAGGAAUUUGAAGUCUACAAGAGGAGGGACUGAGGAUCAUGGUGAUAGCAAUGAUGAUGAACAUAGACUUGAUAUCUCCCUACCUUCGAUUUGCUUUCUAGAUAUAUAUAGUCUAAAGGUCUUUCACACUGUGAAACUUGGUGAGGGUCAAAAUAUUACAGCUUUGACACUGAACAAAGAUAACACAAAUCUUCUUGUAUCCACUGCUGAUAAGCAGUUGCUAAUCUUCACGGAUCCUGCUUUGAGCUUAAAGGUUGUGGAUCACAUGCUUAAGCUGGGGUGGGAAGGUGAUGGGCUCAGUCCACUUGUCAAAUGAGCUUCCCACGACAUUGAAACCCUUCCCUUAAAUCAGGCAAUUAUUGAAAAAAAAUAAUAGCAUUUCGGCAUUCAUGACAUCAUAUCUUAGAAGAACAAGAUCAGCCAUGUAUAUGCCUGGUGUGGAAGGAUUUGAUCUCAAGUUGUGUGCAUAGAAAUGACAUCAUUGUGGAACUUGCGAUAUGAUCCGGUUGGGGUAUGGCUGACAUGGUACGUGAUUAUGAGGUAUUAUUUCAUGCACCGAUUGAACCGGGCGGUUCGACCAGUUUGGUAACCGGUUCGGUAUAUAAAAAUCCCUAGCUAUAGCAUAUUAGCAAUGUGCAGGCUCUGUUUAGAAGUUUUUUUUGAGUGCAUCAAGCUGAAAAAUUUAUUGCCCAAAAGCUUGAUAUAUAAUGUCUUCUUCAAGUUGUGCACGUGUGUGUAUAUUUCUUCAAAUUUUGUUUAGGCAAUUGUAGAUUUGAUCCAAAAAAGAAGGUUUGGAGAAGUGCAUAAUGCGUAAUUCUUCACCAAAUUGCAUAUUACAUAUUGAGUAAUUUUUAAAUGAGUUUGCAAAUUACAUAUAGCAUAAACAAGUAGACCAGUUGUAAAUGAACCAAGGGUUUGUUC
This is a messenger RNA of Cuscuta campestris, 9734 nucleotides long. NCBI's taxonomy places the organism in Eukaryota, Viridiplantae, Streptophyta, Magnoliopsida, Solanales, Convolvulaceae. The record is from the annotation of a GenBank genome assembly.